AUGGGAAAAUUAGGAAAUGUUGGUAAAUCACUCAUCGAACAACAACAUGAUGAAAGGAAUACGAAACCGUUAUUGCGUUGGGCAUUAUUACUAGCAUUAAUACUGAUAAUGUUUGGUGGUGCACUGGUACCUACGGAAACAGCAUCGUCCUCUCGUACUUAUGGUUAUGUGAAUAUUAAAUUAGUUUUAUUUGGUAUUGGAAUUGGCUUUGCCUUCGACCCAGGUGAUAAAAUUAUGCGUGAUUUAUUAGGCGAUAAUAAACUUAAAUUGAUGAAUCAUUGGGAUUGGCUUUGGUCAUAUAUGGUUCCAUAA
This is a messenger RNA of Rotaria sp. Silwood1, 312 nucleotides long. Lineage: Eukaryota; Metazoa; Rotifera; Eurotatoria; Philodinida; Philodinidae. The record is from the annotation of a GenBank genome assembly.